GUAUGGCGUUUGGUUCGCUACAAUUCAACGUAAUGGCAAAGGUUUGCGCUAUUUAUUCCCCUGUAUGGAUUCAAAUGAAUUUCCUGCUGAAUACAACAUUACCGUCAAACGUAAAGCAUCCCUGCGAACCCUUUCGAAUUUCGUAAUCAAACGUUCAAUUCAAAGUGACGAGUAUUUUAUGACUGAUUACUUUCCGCCGUCAAUGGUAAUGUCACCCUACCAGUUCGCCCUUGUCCUAUGCGAUUUUCAAUACAAAACGGAGAUCUUUAACGGGACCGUGAGUUUUUGUAUCUGA
Messenger RNA from Cooperia oncophora, 295 nucleotides. Lineage: Eukaryota; Metazoa; Nematoda; Chromadorea; Rhabditida; Trichostrongylidae. The record is from the annotation of a GenBank genome assembly.